Molecule: messenger RNA, 6179 nt
Organism: Xyrauchen texanus (razorback sucker)
Lineage: Eukaryota; Metazoa; Chordata; Actinopteri; Cypriniformes; Catostomidae
Product: collagen alpha-1(I) chain-like
Exons: 60
Coding region: 60-3914 (1284 amino acids)
Molecular function (GO): extracellular matrix structural constituent
Source: RefSeq, a predicted model, not a curated record
UCAGAGGGGCAGAUGGCCAAAGAGGCAUAAAAGGACCCCCAGGACCACCAGGACUCCCAAUGCUUUACCUUUGGAGGAAUACGGAAGAGGACUGGGCUGCAUUCAGGAGAACAUCUUAUUAUCAGCUGCUGGCAGCUGGAUGGCCUAGAGAAAUAGGCCUCCCUGGACCAAUGGGUGAGUUGGGGAGACCUGGGCUACCUGGGUUACCCGGAGAUCCAGGUCAGACAGGACCACCAGGUCACAGAGGCGAUAUGGGUGGCAUGGGACCAAAGGGAGUCAGAGGCCGGGCAGGUACUCAAGGAAGUGAUGGAGAGAACGGGCUUGAUGGGGUGACAGGACCUCUAGGGGUACCUGGGCUGCAGGGUCCUCCUGGCUACAAAGGUGAGACAGCGCCCUCUGGAGAAAAAGGAGAUGAGGGUUUUCCUGGUGCACCUGGCCCCCGUGGAGAUAGAGGACAUGCUGGCCAAAAAGGCUCAAAAGGAGAGAUGGGAUUCACCGGCUCUGCGGGUCCUUCAGGACCUGUUGGUUUACAAGGUGUUGUAGGGAUUCCUGGCCCACCUGGCUCUAAGGGGUAUCUAGGACAUAAUGGAAAACUUGGUCCUCCAGGGCCAGUGGGAGCGCCUGGUGCUACAGGAUUGGUUGGUCCACAAGGGGUUAACGGCUCAGAAGGGGAUAAUGGACCUUCUGGCCCUGUUGGCCGGAAAGGCCCUCAGGGCCCUAGAGGGUUAGAAGGAGAUAGAGGCCAACCUGGUCACCCAGGCUCUCAGGGGCUUCCAGGUCAGGAUGGUCCACAGGGCCUCAAAGGUGGCAUUGGACCAGGGGGUCCAAUUGGAAACAGAGGACUACAAGGCAUCGAAGGACCCAUGGGUAUGAUUGGGGAUCCAGGUCCAAAAGGCUUUCCAGGUGUCACAGGCUAUAGGGGCCCGGAUGGAGAAAAGGGCUAUGCAGGACCCAAGGGGGGAAAAGGACCACAAGGAGCACCAGGGAUUAUUGGUUCGCAGGGUGAGAGGGGCCAAUCAGGCCUUCCUGGCUUACCUGGUGUCAAAGGUCAGGCAGGUUCUCCAGGUAUCCAGGGAGAAAAUGGUGAAGUAGGUCCUCAGGGAAUGCUUGGAAAAGAGGGUCAGAAGGGCAGUAGGGGUGAAACUGGUUGUAAUGGAAGAACAGGCUCCAGAGGAUCCAGAGGUCGAGCAGGCCAACAUGGUCCCCCUGGUAUACCUGGAAUAACGGGUUUUCGAGGUCUAGUUGGUGCAGAGGGACCAGAAGGAAAGCCUGGUACACAGGGUUUUUCUGGUUCUCUCGGAAGUCCAGGAAAUAAAGGACCUGAUGGCCUCAGGGGAGUGACUGGAGAAUCAGGAAAACAAGGGCCUCCAGGCUUACAGGGCCCACAUGGACGAACAGGCCAAGAUGGCACCCAAGGUCCUCUUGGUGAGAGGGGCUUCACUGGAAAACCAGGCAUGGCAGGUCCACAGGGGCCUGUAGGCAUGUAUGGUUAUCCAGGAGCCAUAGGCCUUCGUGGACGACCAGGUCACAUAGGAGAGAGGGGUGAACCAGGAAUUAGGGGACCUGUGGGGCCACCAGGAGCAAAGGGUCCACCUGGUUUACCUGGCCUGGCUGGUGAGAGGGGCCCUUCUGGACCACCGGGUCGUCAAGGGGAGUCAGGUCCUGUUGGCUUCCAAGGAGUGUCUGGACCCCUAGGCCUGCCUGGGACUGAGGGUAUGAUUGGAAAGCGAGGCCCCCCAGGGAGCCAAGGCUCUCAGGGGCCACAAGGAAAACAAGGUCCAGUUGGAUUGCCAGGCUCACCGGGAGCAAGUGGAAUGGUUGGUCAAACUGAAGAGAAAGGGCAGCAGGGAGUUCCAGGACCUCCAGGUGACCCUGGUUCUGUUGGAUUAGAUGGGCAACAGGGUCAUCCUGGUCCAGCUGGUUUGGAGGGUCCACCAGGGGCAAAAGGGGAAUAUGGAUCACCUGGACCCAUUGGAAAGCCUGGUCCAAAUGGACCUCCAGGAGAGCCAGGGCCUCGGGGAUCUCAGGGAACGCAGGGUGAGCCAGGACCAAGUGGCAAAGAGGAAGGGAUCGGACCUCCAGGUGAUAUUGGAAACCCAGGUCCUAAAGGACAAAAGGGUGACCCUGGAGAUCGAGGAUCAUCUGGGCAACAAGGGCUAUCUGGAUUUUUGGGGGAUCAAGGAGAACGAGGAGUUAAGGGGAACAAAGGCUACUUUGGAGCACAAGGCCAGAAUGGGUUGAUGGGAGAGACUGGUCCAUCUGGCUUGAUAGGCCUAGAGGGUUUAAUGGGCCCACCGGGACCACCAGGAGCUAAUGGUUCACCAGGUCCAAAGGGAGAAACUGGAUCACCUGGUGUCACUGGCCAUCCAGGAGAUCAAGGCGAUCAGGGAAUAGCUGGGCAGAGAGGUUUAAAAGGGGUUAUGGGGAAGCCAGGACCUCAGGGAGCCGUGGGUCUCAGAGGCCCUGAGGGAUUACUGGGCCCCAAGGGUAUGCCAGGAAAAGGGGGACCUAAAGGUGAACCAGGAAGACAAGGACCUCUAGGGCAGAUGGGACCACUGGGUCUCACUGGGUCCAAAGGAUCCUCUGCAUUGUCAGGAACACAGGGACCUCCAGGAGAAGUGGGUGCUCAGGGCCCAAUUGGCCCACCAGGACCCCAGGGCCCAAAAGGCAGAGCUGGACCUCAGGGAAGAGAGGGACAUAAAGGUCAGAAGGGAAAUUAUGGUCGAGAAGGAGCUCUAGGAAAAACUGGGCAUGCUGGAAGGAGAGGGAAAAGAGGAACCACUGGUCAAAGAGGCCUCAGUGGACCCAGAGGGGAGAAGGGACUGAAGGGGACACUAGGAAUGUCUGGACCUCCAGGCAGACCAGGAUUAUAUGGUUUACCAGGCAUUCAAGGUGAGAAAGGAGAGAAGGGUGAAAAAGGCUUUGAGGGAGAGAAGGGGGAAAUCGGGUCACUUGGUCCUCCAGGGGGAGAGGGACUGAAGGGGAAGCAGGGCAUAUAUGGAGAGAAUGGGAGAAAUGGACCUAAGGGAGAGCAGGGAGAUAUUGGACCAACAGGUCAAAGAGGGAUCCCAGGUCUACCAGGGAUGCCUGGGCUGUUUGGAGAAAAGGGUUUAAAAGGAAAUCCAGGACUUUCUGGUCCAAAAGGAGAGAGAGGACCUACUGGCCCACCAGGUUUUCCAGGUCCUCCAGGAUUAUCUGUGAACCUAACACUGACUCAGCUAAAUGACCUGAUGUACCAGUCUGACAAGCCCAACUAUACACUUAUUCUGAUGCUGCUUGACUCCCUUCAGCAAGACCUGCGACUCUUCAUAGAUCCACCAGAUGGCUCUAAGGAGCAUCCAGCGACCACAUGCUUGGAGUUAAUGCUCUGUUAUCCCAACUUUUCUAAUGGAAUGUAUUACAUCGACCCAAAUCAGGGCAGUUCAGCUGAUGCUUUACUAGUAUAUUGCAACUUUAGUUCAGGUGGCCAAACAUGCUUGCCACCCCUGCAGCCACAAAUGCCGAUGAGAUCCUGGCUCAAAGACUCCAGGCCAGAUUCAUUUACUUGGUUGAGCUCUAAAGAUGGUGGCUUUCAGUUUGAUUACACAGGAACCAGUGUGGUACAGAUGAGAUUCCUACGAUUAAACAGUAAGACUGCUAGGCAAAACAUCAUAUAUUCAUGCCAGCCAAACAGCCAUCAAGGUACAAGUGUGAGAGAGAUUAAGUUCCUUGCAGACUCGAGACAAAAGAGUUUUUUGGGAACAUUACGAGAUUGUGAGCCUACAGGUGUGCUGGAUGUGGGGCCUCAGGAGUCUGUGUUCCAGUUUGAGAGUGAAGAACUGGAGCUUUUACCAAUCAGAGAUGUGGCUUUAUUUGGCCACAGUGACGUGACAGAAAAUUUUACAUUUACUAUAGGACACAUCUGCUUCAGCUAGACAAACACUCUCAUUUGGGGACUUGCUGGACUGCUCUGUAGAACUCUCACUGAGAAAAGCAGAGUAAAGAAUUAAAAACAAAAGGAGAAAGGCCGUUCUGCAAGAUCAGGCAGGACCUUUUCUCCUCUCCAUUUGCUGUAGGAAUGGAUAUUCCAUAUGAAGUCUUUAUUUCAUCUUAAGUUUGUUAAAUUAACUGAUUUGUUGUCCAGUGGCAACAGCAAUUUGGUGCACAGUUUCUUGUAAGGAGUUGUUGUAUAUUGUUUACAAUGCUUGUUUCUGUUAAGUAGUUUAUUUAUAUGAUGUCAGUUUUAAAUGUUACAUAGAAUGCAAUUCACAUUUUUAUAAAAAACAUACUUUCCUCAAAUCCCCUUAUUUCAGGUUUUGUUGCAGCUUCUGAAAAUGAGUACUGUGAUCUCUGUUGCACUCACUAUUAAUGUUAAACAGAUAGUUCAACCAAAAAUGACAGAUUCUCUCAUUUACUCACUCUCAUGCAUCCCAGAUGUGUAUUACUUUUUUUCUUUUUUUUUUUUAAGAGUAUCUCAGAUCUUUAGGUCAAGACAAUGCAAGUGAAUGGUGACCAGACCUUUCAAGCUACAAAAAUCAAAUAAAGGCAGCAUAAAAUAAACCCAUAUGACUCCUGUUGUUUAAUAUGUCUUCUGAAGCAAUGCAAUCACUUUGGGUAUGAAAAAGAUCAAUAUUUAAAUCCUUUUUUACUAUAAAUCUCCACUUUCUGUAUGUGAAUGUGGAGAUUUAUAGUAAAAAAGGACUUAACCCUUUAAGCUUGUAUGGGCCUAACGGUGUUUGAAACCUUAGAAGCUCUACUUUACAACGCAUGUACUGUAGGCUUUAUGACCUAAACUGAACAGGUGCUUUGAAAUUUCAGGCAAAUCAACUGUUCUGAAAAUGUAUGAAAAAUGUUGCACUGUACAUGUUAAUGUAAUUAGUAAAAACAUCAAACUCUUAAUAUAGCCAUGUGUCAUAUAUUGUUGGAAAGCUCUCAAAGAGUAGAAGACAAAAAUAUAGCAAGUUAUGGCUAAGUAUGUCUUUGACAUUUAUGUUGGUGUUGCUUAUAUGCCAUGUUUUCACUUAUAACUUCACACACAAAAAAAACCACAGAACAUAAAAUAUCACAUACGGUUACUUGGAGGCAAUUAUCUUUCAAACUACCCCACACACUAAGUAAUCUGAUGAUCAUUAGAUAAUCGACACAAAGCACAAUGUUACAUAUGGCCACCAGGAGAUGGAGCCAAGUGCACAACGGACUCGAUGGUGACUCAUUGAGUCAAAUGGCACUUGUGUGAAAUCUCAUAACCAAAAUCAUGUCUCCGCUAUGCAAACCUUUAUUCAUUGUACUUUAUUCUUUGGACACUUGGAGACAAUUUUGUACACUAGGAUAUUUUAUUUUUGUAAUGCUAAAACUUUUGAUUGCUUUGUCGUAUCAAAACUAAUUUUUACUCAGUUACAGUUGACAUGAUUAGAAACAAAACAAAAGCAGUUUUUCAGAGCCACCUUAUGUAAAAUAAGAGAGAGAGAGAAAAAAUUUAGGUCAUGUUUUUUGUGAUUGUUCAGCAGUCUCUGAAUUUAUCAUAUCUAUAUAAUUAAAAAAUAUAUAUAUAUUUACAAUUAUACCAAACACUUGUUCCUCCUUCCCACUUGAUCUCCUUGCCACUGAAACAAGAAAUCUUUAAAAACACCUUCAGCACUUAAAGGGUUAAAUAUUGACCUGUUUCUCACCCACACCCAUCAUAUCACUUCUUGAGACAGAUUUUACAACUGCAGUUACGUUUAUGGAUUACUUUUAUACUGCCUUUGAGAUUUUUGAAGCUUCUGAUCACCAUUCACUUACAUUGUAUGGACCUUCAGAGCUGAGAUAUUCUUCUAAAAAUCUUAAUUUGUGUUAUGUAGAAGAAAAGUCAUACAUCUGGGAUGGCAUGAGGUGUAAAUGAUAAGAGAUUUUCCCUUUAAUAAACAAUGUGCCUCACAUUUAACUGCUUAGAAACACAGACUUAUAAAAUAAUUCCACACUAUAUUUAGAAUAUACAAUUAUUAGUAGGUAAAAAGCAUAGUUUGGUCAGUUGCUGAGGAAACAUUGUUUAUAAUGCACCUCAUGUAAUGUAAAAUAAUGAAUUGUUGACUGUUUUGAAUAAUGCAGAGUCCAUUUUUAUUUUUAUUUUUUUGCAGUACUAUACCGUGUUCCUAUGCAGGAAACAUGUAAACAAUUGCACAGACUACAUAGUGCUCCUGUGACUUAAAAAAAUAAAUGCA